CAGAUGUUCAUUGCUUCAGCAAGAAGAAGGGGCAGAACCUCCCUCCCCAGAUUGCUCAGAAACAGGAGAAAACGGGUCAUACUCAAUGCUGUCCGGUGAACACCUACAGGAUGCUCCCCCACACCUCUCCAGGACCCUUACACAGAAUGAAGAACAGACCUCCUUGAGGCAGAGUAGCAGCUGUGGUUCGUCUGCUGCCUCUUCCUCUGAGUUAUUGUCAGGUUCCAACGAGACAAGAAUUCCUCACAGUAAAGUGCGCCAAGGAAAGGGUCUCAGAAGCAUCUUCCCUGAGUCUCCUGUUAAGCGUUACUGCUGCUAUGGAGUGAUCACAGUCGUUGCUAUAGCUAUACUUGUUCCUCUUUCUGUUGCUUUGUCAGUAAAACAGAUGGAACAGACCUCAAUCAAUAAUACCUCUGCUGCCUCAAUCAAUAAUACCUAUGCUGCUUGCCCGAGCAACUGGACUGAAUAUGGUAAUAAAUGUUUUUAUUUUUCUGAAAAUACAAGUAACUGGACAUUCAGCCAGACCCUCUGCAAGGCACAACAGGCCGAGCUAGCUCGAUUUGACAACCAGGAGGAGCUGAAUUUCCUAAAGAGACACAAAGGGAGUUCUAAUCCCUGGAUCGGCCUGCACAGAGAGUCAUCAGCGCACCCUUGGAAGUGGACAGACAACACUGUAUAUAACAACUCGUAUGUUCCCAUCCGAGGAGACGGACUAUGUGGCUUCCUGAGUGACCAGCUCAACAUCAGCAGUAGCAGGGACUACGUAAAAAGGAGUUGGAUUUGUAGCAAGCCCAAAAGCUACACCUCACAGUCCCAGUAGUUUUGUGUCCUGGGUAGAGAGUUUGUCCUAGCAAUUAUGAGGAACACAGAACUUGCUAUCUACAGUUCCUACUCUCUUAAUGAUCUGUUGAAAUCAUUAUUAAAAUCAGUGAAUAAUGCAUGGUGACA
Messenger RNA from Rattus rattus (black rat), 948 nucleotides. Its product is annotated as C-type lectin domain family 2 member D3-like. Gene Ontology annotation, cellular component: external side of plasma membrane. The coding region runs from base 86 to 820 and encodes 244 amino acids. The transcript has 6 exons. The record is from RefSeq and is a predicted model, not a curated record. Lineage: Eukaryota; Metazoa; Chordata; Mammalia; Rodentia; Muridae.